AUGUCCCCCCCCCUUGAGCAGGUGCUCUACAACCUCUUCUCCGAGACGGGUCGGCGCGAAUAUGCUGACUGUGCGCGCCGCUUCGACAAGCCCGCCUUUCUGGAGCCCCUGCUCCAGGGACGAGACCCCCUGCCCGGUCUGCAUGCCAACACCCACCUGGCCCAGGUGAACGGAUUUGCGGCCCGGUACGACUCGAUGGGAGACAAGGCCGGGGCGACUGCCGUCCACAAUUUCUUCGCCCUUCUCGAAAAGUACCACAGCUUUGCAACGGGGGGCUCCAACUGGCGCGAAUUCUGGUUCAACGAGUCCACAGUGGCAGACGCAAUCAAUGACCCAGACUCGGGGGCAGUGUCCCAAGAGUCCUGCACCCAGUACAACAUGCUGAAGAUCGCGAGGCGGAUGUUCACCUGGUCCGGCAGUCCAGCCAUGGCGGACUACUAUGAGCUGGCCAUGCAGAACGGCGUGGUUUCAUGGCCGCAAGACCCUGGCGCCAUGCUGCAGAGCAGCACAGGGCUGGCAACCAAUGCUGCCGGCCCGGGUGUGAUGAUCUACUACCUCCCCCAAUUCGCCGGCGAGUGGAAGGGCGAGCGCGGGCAUUCCUGGACAGGAUGGGGCGACCCUUACAACGCAUUCUGGACGGUCAACGCGUCGGCGGCUGCGGGCGUGGCGGCGGCCGCCGCCGAUGCUCCCCCGGAGCUCUUUGUCAACCAGCUGGUGACCAGCAGCCUCGAGUGGAAGCAGCAGGGCGUCGUGGUGAACCAGACUGCAGGCAAGGACUGGGGCUGGGGCCGGGGCCAGACAUGA
Molecule: messenger RNA, 804 nt
Organism: Auxenochlorella protothecoides
Lineage: Eukaryota; Viridiplantae; Chlorophyta; Trebouxiophyceae; Chlorellales; Chlorellaceae
Exons: 8
Coding region: 1-804 (267 amino acids)
Source: RefSeq, a predicted model, not a curated record